Messenger RNA from Micromonas pusilla CCMP1545, 1665 nucleotides. RefSeq lists its product as uncharacterized. The transcript has a single exon. The coding region runs from base 1 to 1665 and encodes 554 amino acids. Lineage: Eukaryota; Viridiplantae; Chlorophyta; Mamiellophyceae; Mamiellales; Mamiellaceae. The record is from RefSeq and is a predicted model, not a curated record.
AUGAUCUCGAAACCGGGGGAAGACGCGAUCGUCAGACACGACGGCGAGAUGAAAGCGACGGAGAUCGCCGAAUUUCUCGAGACGCACGCGGCGGCCGUUCCCGAGGACGACGCCCCGGAGGAGCGGGAUCCGCGCGCGGGGAGCAGGAAAACGAGCGGUGGCGGCGGCGGCGACGACGACGACGCCGCCGCGAAGAAGAAGAGGGAGGAAGCGAAGCGGAAGAGGGAGACCGAGUCUCUGUUCGGGGCGAUCGCCCCCGCUGAUUUCGAGAAGGAAGUCCUGAAGCACGAGCCCGUGACCGCGGUCGUGUUCACGCGCCUGAACGUCCCACGGUGCGUGAACGAAUCGAGGGCGGUCGCGAAGGCGGUGACGAAGAUGUACGGCCAGGUCACGAUCGGGGAGGUGAACGCGUCGGACCCGGCGGCGUUUGACCUCGCGGAGCGGUACGCCCCGGCAGUCGCGGAGGCGGUGAAAGCCGCUGCCGCCGCCGAGGAUGAGGACGAGGACGGGAAGUGCCUCGACGUCGUCGUCUUCCCGCACGGCGCGGAGAAGGAAGACUCCGACCCGGACACGUACCAGGGCGAGAUCACGGAGAGCGCGCUCGGGAACUGGCUGUUCGAGUCCGUCCCGGACUUUGUCAUGCCGCUGAAAGCGAUGCUCGUCGACUCGUUCCUGCAGCAAAACCUCAUGAAGCCGAAGCUCGUGCUGUUCCACGCCGGGAGCGAACCCCCGCGGGAGUUCGUCGCCCUCGCGGCGAACUUCCAAGAGGACUUCAUGUUCGCCUCGAUCCCUGCGAGCGACGCCGCGAGCAAGGCGCGGUUCCAGGUCGACGCCGUCCCCGCGAUGCGUCUGAUGUACAUCCCGAUGAAAGACGGCGAGACGCCGACACAAGACGUGCAGUACAGCGCGGCGGCGUACCCGUCUCCGGUGCUGCGUUACGUCGAGAUGCACCACUGGCUUCAGCAGGUGCAGAUUCAGAUCUUAGGGAAGGACAUCGGUCAGGAGCGCGCGGCGAAGAAGACCGCGGAGCCGGUCGAGCUCGUCGGCUCCCCGGAGGAGCUGGACGAAAAGUGCGGCGCGAGCGGGUUGUGCAUCGUCGCGUUCGUGAGCCAAGAAGAGGGCGUGAAGAAAGACACGGACGAGGCCGUGAUCGCCGCGGUGUCGAGAAACAUGGUCGAGAAGCCGUUCAAGUUUGUGUACGUCGAUCCGGCCGCGCAGCGGUCGUUCGCGAGCGCGUUCGAGGUGACCGCGUCCGACGUCCCGACCGUGACAGUCGUGAGCAUGCGGAAGAACCGUUUCGCGACGUACCGGAAGACGUUCAACGCGGACGGCGUCGCGGAGUUUCUCCAGGACGUUCUGAACUCGAAGCAGCGCACGCAGAUGAUCCAGGAGAUCCCGAAGCUCGUCCCCGGCGGCGAAGAACCGGAGGUGAUCGAGGAGGUGAUCGUCGAAGAGGAGUUCGACCUCGCAGACAUCAUGAACGAGGAAGUCGAAGGCGAAGCCGGUAUGAGCAAAGAAGAGCUCCAGGCGAAGAUCGAGAAAGAGAUCGAGGAGGAGGCCGCGGCCGCGAAAGAAGCGGAGGAGGAGGCGAAGCGGAAGGCAGAGAAGAAGGCGAAGAAGAAGAAAAAGAAGAAAAAGACGAAGAAGGACGCCUCGGAGCUGUGA